UUCUCUGCUGCAGGAACCAGACAAGCGUUUUUAUAACAUGUCGGGAUUUCUAAGGCGCGGUUUGAGUAAAAAUGGAUUCGCUUUCCAGCUGUCCCUGAACCGGGUCAUAGACAAGUAUUCGGGACUGGACUGCAAAGAUGGGGACCUGGAGGUGGACUUGGACGAAAACUUUUCAUGUGAAAAACUUAUGAAAUAUGUGAAGAAGGCCAGAAAGAAGCUGGAAUCACAGAGCGUUUCAGAUUUGAGAGAGGAAUCAUUGACAGCACAAGAGAUGACAGGAGACUUGCUGGAUCUCACAUUUCGGGAUCCUGAAGCCGAUCUGAAUGUUAGUUCAGUCAGCAAGUUGUCUGUGGAUGAGAACGAGACGACUGGAGUUGAAGUGACACAACUGACAAUAAGCUCAGUGGAUGAGAGUCUGGAGCGAUUGUCCCAGGUAGAGUCUCAGCCCGAGGACCAAGACGAGGACCUGCAGAUGUCCCUGAGCAGUCACGGCAGCUCCCUGUCAGACCUCUACCCUGACAUGAUCGGCCGAAUCAAGACAGCCAUGCACAAGCAGCAUGUCUGCGACGCCGCCGGCGACGUGCUGAAGAGGUACCAUCGAUUCAGGAAGAAGCCCAAAAGAAACUACAUGAAUAACACGGUGGUUCUACCGAACACGGCAACAAGAGAGAGGAGUGACAAACAGCGACUGCAAGAGAACUGCAGCAGUCCUGUGAGAAGGCAGAUCAUGAGUACGGAGGCGAGCCCCAGGGCGCCGCUGCGUGGUGUGCAGCCGUCUCCCAGGAAAGAGAGCAGCGCCUCACGAAGAGCGCAGCACAGACCUAUCCUCGCCAUGAGUCUGGAUUGUCCGUUCCUGACCCUUGAUCCCCAAGAGAGCUCACUGAACAAGACUAUCACAGUCAUGAGACAGUCCCCUACCAGACAGUCCUGCAGUCCUCGCCGUUCCACACAGAGCGCAGCCAUGAGCCCGUCGCUUCACCGUAAAGCCUUUCCUUCUCCGGCACGCUCAGUCCAGAGUGCUGGACGAUCUGCAUACGCACCAGAAACAACUAUCUUGAGUGAGAGUUCUGAUAUCUGCAGCCCUCGAGUCAAACAGAACAGCUCAGAUGGAAGGAUGAUGGCCAACCUCAGCCGCUCGCCUCACACAUCCUGCAGAAGCCCCAGACAGGAUUCAGUGGACUUUCCCUGGAGAGCCGUCAGGAGGUCCAGCUCGCUCUCUCCCAGUCUGUCUUCCUUUUCACAGAGGCUUACUGUGCAACGAUCGAAGGCUUUCACUCAAACCUCCCAGCAGGCACUGGGGCCGUGGCCUCGCUCUCCUCAGCCAGUUCGCUCUCCUGCAGCCGGCCGUCUCCUCUUCGAUUCCUCUCUGCAGUGGCUCCCCGCCCCUCUCUCGCCGCAGCAGGUCGACGAGGAGUACAAGAAAAUCUUCCACAAGUUCAUGUGCCAGAAGAAGUGGGGCGGCGCCCCCGCCUCCCCCUGCUCUCUGUGUGCCGGGACCCCCCAGACCAGCAGAGGACACUCCUCCUCCGUCCUGUCUGCUCUGGCCCUGUCGCCCCACGGCUCCCUUCACAGGAAGCGCCUCAGGGAGUGGGACUCUGGCAGCCGCCGCGAGGCCAAGCACUUCAGGAGAGAGUGCUCCACGCACUCGGACCACAACAGGAAGAUGCUGCGGCGCCGCCUCUACCCGCCUGAGUCCGAGUCGCCUCGCUGCAGCCUCGCCUCCAGCUCCAGGAAGCGUGAAGAGUUUCAGAGGUUUGUCUCCACGCGGUCUCGCGUACAUCCAGAAGCAGUGAUGACUUUGUACUGGCCUCCACCUGCAGCUGAUGCUUCUGCUCUGGAAAGCGAUGAGGAUCAGGAAUAAUCCAGCUGACCCCAGUGAAGAAACUGCGUGUGUCAGGCGAGCUCCUGUGCAGAACAUGAAGGUUGGAGACAUGGUAACCAGGCAACAUCUCCAGC
Molecule: messenger RNA, 1956 nt
Organism: Salarias fasciatus (jewelled blenny)
Lineage: Eukaryota; Metazoa; Chordata; Actinopteri; Blenniiformes; Blenniidae
Gene: hjurp
Exons: 9
Coding region: 38-1861 (607 amino acids)
Source: RefSeq, a predicted model, not a curated record